Aspergillus affinis is the source of this 1113-nucleotide messenger RNA. RefSeq lists its product as uncharacterized. NCBI's taxonomy places the organism in Eukaryota, Fungi, Ascomycota, Eurotiomycetes, Eurotiales, Aspergillaceae. Bases 1 to 1113 code for a protein of 370 amino acids. The record is from RefSeq and is a predicted model, not a curated record. The transcript is spliced from 3 exons.
AUGCUUGAUCCGGCGGAUCUCCCCAACGAGCUCUUCAGCAUGGUGCUCGAUCUAGCCCUCCGAGACGAGUCGGAUAAUCAACGCCUCUGCGGUCUCUCCAUCCUGAAUCGUUGCUGCAGCAUGGUGCGGACAUUGAAUAUCGGCAAUUGGGGGUACUUUGACUACGCCUAUACUCCUAGUCGGGAUAAUAAACUCCCUUUGGAGGAAUUAGAAAUGGUGAUACGCGUCAUUCACGGUAAAGGCAUCGGUUAUCUUGAAUCCAGUAUCCUAGAAGGUCUAGCCAAGCGAGAUCGUCGACCUGUGAUGGCACUCCUACUAAUUUCCUUGCCCAAUCUUUCAACAUUAUUUGCUCACGUGCCACGGUCUGAUCCUGUCCUCUGGAUGGUGCUUGAACAUUUCGACCUGUGGUUUGAUCUCGAUGAGCCUUUGGUUCUGAAGGAUGAGAUUUGGAAAGGUCUUCUUGCGCACAAAACAAACCUUGAAACGAUCGACAUCGACUUAUAUGGCCUCGGAACUAUAUCCGCCUGCUCUGGUCGAUUUAUUCCCCUACGCGACUUCUCGAGCCUGAAGCAUGUCAGCCUUCAAUUACAGACAUUACUUGACGACGACGACGAAGACUUGCCACCUCCCUACCUCCCAAAAGACACGCUCCCACCCACCCUGGAGUCAUUGACCACCUACAGAUAUAAUGACUAUGGUUUUCCCCCAGAAUUGCCUACGCAGUUACAAGACUUGGUUAGCCCAGACUUCCCCUGUCUGAGAACCAUUGUUAUGGAGGACAUGGGAGGCCUUUAUGACCUCGAGACUGAGGAUUUCAGAGCUUCCCUCCAAGCCCUUGAACAAAAAUGCAACGAAAACGGCGUUGAGUUCCGAAUCCAGCACGGUGACCAGCUUCGACAUGACGGGAUUCGUCAAGACUUGUGGGCGAAGACACUCUACAUGAGAGAGGAUGGACAUCAACGCGCCGACCAGUUCGUCUUGGCCCCAAAAGGUUCCGAGAUCAUGAAGAGCUCGUUCUCCACCCAACAGAGGAAAUAUACGAUGACGACGACGAUGACAAUAGUGACGACGAAUAUGGCCCCUAUGGCGGAGAAGGUAGACCAAGAGAAGUGA